UAGGCGACGGUUUUAUUUCUGUAAGGGGAUAAUUAAAAAUAUAUAUUUUAAAUAGUGUUUAGUUGUUAAGCAACGAUUAAGAGUUAGAUAUGCAUCAUGCAUAUUUAUGCCGUUACAACUAAGAUGCUAGUCGUCUCACUGGUUUGAAGUGUGCAAUAUUACGUGUGUGUAGUCGGGGGGGGUCCUCUUUAGGAAAAAAAAUAGGAGAGAGAGAGAAGAGAGCGAGAGAAAGGAGGAGGAGUUAUUGUCUCCUCUCGGUACCGACUUGUCUCUAAUUAGCCAGCCCCCGUCUUGCUGCGCUCAGUACAGCAACCUCACCUCAACUCACCAUCACUAGCUGAAGGAAGACCGUCUUAAGGUUCUUCUAGCGACGGAGUGUCGAGCACAACUGGACAAACAACAAACAGAUCACGGUGUCAAAGGCACCAGAAGGGACGCCGGAACUUUUCACUUGCAGUCUGGACUCGGGAGCUCCAGCGUCGGACUGUAAACUUGAGAACAAAACGGAAGCAACUGGAAAACAACAACAAUAACAACAAAAAUAAAACUCAAAGAGUGAAAACUAAAGACUGAAAUACUCCCCCCAGCAAACAGAAGAAAGAUCCGGCCCCCGACGCGAGUGAGAGGGAGGGAGAGAGAGAGCGAGAGAGAGAGAGCGCGUUUAUAGCCGGCACAGACAUGAUGUCCUACAUUAAGCAGCCUCAUUACGCCGUGAACGGGUUAACUCUGUCCGGCCCGGGUAUGGACCUGCUACACUCAGCUGUUGGCUACCCAAAUACCCCACGGAAGCAGCGCAGAGAGCGGACUACCUUUACCCGCGCGCAGCUAGACAUCCUCGAGGCUCUGUUUGCCAAGACGCGCUACCCUGACAUCUUCAUGAGGGAGGAGGUGGCCCUCAAAAUCAACCUGCCUGAGUCUCGCGUACAGGUGUGGUUCAAGAACCGCCGUGCCAAGUGCCGCCAACAACAACAGCAGAGCAGUGGCCAGUCCAAACCCCGUCCACCCAAGAAGAAGGCAUCUCCAGCCCAGGAGGCCAAUUCUGAGCCCAAUGCUAACACCAGUGGGCCCUACAGCCCAGUUCCGCCCCCACCAGGCACUGCUAUCACCCCUAGCUCUAGCAGUGCUAGCGCCACGGUGUCUAUUUGGAGCCCAGCAUCCAUCUCCCCACUGCCUGAUCCACUGUCAGCCUCAACCACACCCUGCAUGCAGCGUUCCACUGCCUAUCCCAUGACCUACACCCAGGCUCCCGCCUACAGCCAGAGCUAUGCUGGCUCCUCCUCCUACUUCACUGGCCUGGACUGCAGCUCCUACCUCUCACCCAUGCACCCACAGCUGUCCGCCACCGGAGGGGCACUGAGCCCCAUCACUGCCUCCUCCAUGGGGGGACCUCUCAGUCAGUCUCCAGCCUCCCUGUCCUCUCAGGGCUACACUGCAGCCUCACUGGGCUUCGGUGCCGUUGACUGCCUCGACUACAAGGACCAAACUGCCUCCUGGAAACUCAACUUCAAUGCAGCAGACUGCCUAGACUACAAAGACCAGAACUCCUGGAAGUUCCAAGUCUUGUAGAACAGGGGCUGCAAGGAAAGAGAAGAGAAUAGUAUUUUUUUUUUUUUUACAGUGCAAGACUUGCAAAGGUGUUCCAAUCAAUUCAGUAUGGCACCAUUUUACAGUGAAUAUAGUGGUCAGCAUCAUUCUUUUUCAUGUGUAAUCAAUGAGUAUUAAAAUCAUCUUAAUGCCUGAAUGUUUGAUUUGUAAUGAUAAUUAGAAAGACCAGCUUGACCACGCAACUCAACAAUGACCUUUGUCAGAUUAUACAUUUUUCCAAAGACAAAAGAACAAUUGACAAUGAGUAUUAGGUUUGUGCAGCUAGGUGUUAUACAGCAGUGGGAUCAACAUUCAAAGGUAGAGGUAAAGUUAAAAGGAACGUUUUGCAAAUCUAUUCAAUUAUUUGGCUUGCGUAGAACAACCACAAGACAUGAAUGCUAAAGGAAAGCAAAAAUGAAUUUAAAAGUUGUUUUAGAUUUAUUAAUUGCAUGUAUUUGUUGUUUUUAAUCAGCAGUAUUAGUAAAAAAUAAAUAAUUGCUGUAAUAUGUAGGUCAAUCCUGGUGAUGCAGGAUCAAGAAAUUUGUACAUGAUUGUAUGUGAUUUUUUUU
Molecule: messenger RNA, 2153 nt
Organism: Brienomyrus brachyistius
Lineage: Eukaryota; Metazoa; Chordata; Actinopteri; Osteoglossiformes; Mormyridae
Product: homeobox protein otx5
Exons: 4
Coding region: 679-1566 (295 amino acids)
Biological process (GO): multicellular organism development; regulation of transcription by RNA polymerase II
Cellular component (GO): nucleus
Molecular function (GO): DNA-binding transcription factor activity, RNA polymerase II-specific; RNA polymerase II cis-regulatory region sequence-specific DNA binding
Source: RefSeq, a predicted model, not a curated record